Colletotrichum truncatum is the source of this 3822-nucleotide messenger RNA. RefSeq names its product serine threonine-protein kinase ssp1. The record is from RefSeq and is a predicted model, not a curated record. Gene Ontology annotation, molecular function: protein serine/threonine kinase activity; ATP binding. NCBI's taxonomy places the organism in Eukaryota, Fungi, Ascomycota, Sordariomycetes, Glomerellales, Glomerellaceae. Gene Ontology annotation, cellular component: cytoplasm. Gene Ontology annotation, biological process: protein phosphorylation; intracellular signal transduction.
AUGGAACCGCAACAUCCUCCACCACCUCCUCCUCCUCACUCGAGGAGCCAUCAACAUCCUCACCUACACGCCCUCAUUUCACCCGUCUCCAGCAUGCUGCCACUGAGGUCCUCCUCUAGCACUCCCCUGACCUCGCCCGGUCUCUUCAGCCCGACAAACCCCCGCUCGAAGCCGAACUUCCCAACCCACGCCUCCUCCGAUUCCAACACCCCGAGCGCCGAGACGGGCAGUCCAUAUUUACAUCCUCUUCAACACCACAAAGUCAGAGAAACGCACAAAGCUCUGAUCGACUCCGAUAGCAUAACCGGCCGCAAACUCAUUAACCAGUAUGAAGUCAUCGAGGAAAUUGGCAGGGGCAUGCAUGGCAAGGUCAAGCUCGCGCGAAACCUCGAAACUGGCGAAAAUGUCGCCAUCAAGAUCAUUCCGCGAUACUCCAAGAAGCGUCGACUCGGCAAGGUCAUGGCCAUGUCUCCACAGGAGAAGACGAUGAGAGAGAUCGCCAUUCUCAAAAAGAUGAGACACCCCAACGUUGUUUCACUGCUCGAAAUUAUCGACGAUCCGGAGCUUAAGAAGAUUUACCUGAUUCUCGAACACGUCGAGCUGGGUGAGGUUGUCUGGAGAAAGAAGGGCCUGCCACAUAUUUGCCUCUACGAGCGCCGCCGCAUCGAACGAGAAGCCCGCGGCGAACCGGCCACUCCCGAGGAAGAGCAAUAUGACUUGCUCAUGGAAAGGCGGUUCGCGCUGAAGGAACUGAAGCGAGCGAAGAUGACACGAGCCAAUAUGGGAGCUCACGACUUCUGGAGCAUCGAGCACGGCAUUUCCGACGACGCCAGCUACGGUUCGCAGUCUCGAAUUCAUUCCAAGGAUGACCUGGGCGCCCUCGAACGAGUUGGCGCUGAUGGCUCCCUUCCAAACUCUCUGCAGGCUUCCCGGGCUACUUCAAGAGCCCCCUCACGCACCCAAUCAGUCAAUUCCAUGAAGAACAACGUCUCAUUUGACCAGGAGGCUAUCCUGGAUGAUGAUAUGGAAACUCCAGGCCCUCUGCGGUCCAGCAACCCGGGUUCAGCUACCGCCCUCGAUGGUACUAUGUACGGCCCUUACAUUGAGGAGGCUGCAUUGCGGGGACGCUCGCCAAGUAUGGCCGACUCCAUCAUCUCUCACAUGUCCUCAGUCGACUGGAAUUCUCGGAUGCACGACCCCUUUGCUGAAGAUUUUUCCUACGUUCCUUGCUUCACACUCGAACAAGCGAGAUCGACAUUCCGAGACACUGUCUUGGGCCUGGAAUACCUACACUACCAAGGCGUCGUUCACAGGGAUAUCAAGCCUGCCAAUCUUUUGUGGACAAAAGACCAUCGUGUAAAGAUUUCCGAUUUUGGUGUUUCUUACUUUGGCCGCCCCAUCAGAGACGGCGAGCCCGAUGACGAGACGGUCUCGGAAUCCGAAGCUCAAGAUUUCGAUGACGAUCUCGAACUAGCCAAAACAGUGGGCACGCCAGCCUUCUUCGCCCCUGAGCUCUGCUACACCGACUUGGACCGUAUGGAGCAGCCUAGGAUUUCUGAGAUGAUCGAUAUCUGGUCCCUAGGCGUGACACUGUACUGCCUUAUCUAUGCCAGAAUUCCGUUCCAAGCCGAGGACGAAUGGCAAAUGUUCAGGAAGAUCGCAACGGAGGAAGUCUUUAUUCCAAGAAAGCGUCUCAAGCCAGUUGAUCCUUCCACUCCCCCCAAUUCCGAGUCUUUAUUCAAGCGACACAACGUACCGCCAUACAGGGACGACAAUGAGCUGGCCUACGAAGAUAUCGACAACCUCCUGUACGAUCUCCUCCGACAAAUGUUCACCAAGAACCCCGAAAAGCGAAUUCGUCUGAGAGAUAUCAAAAGACAUCCAUGGGUUGUACAGGGUAUUGCGAACCCCAUUGCUUGGAUCGACGACACCGAUCCUGCACGCCCCUCUCAGGGAAGACGAGUCCAGGUCAACGACAAGGAGACGGCACAUGCUGUUGUACCAAUCGCCUUCUUAGAGCGGGCACGAUCUACCAUCAAGAAAACUGUUGGGAAACUCAUGCACCCUUUAGGAGAUCGGAGCGAUAGCCGGUCUCGCAGGAGAGCCACCAGCAGUGCCGCCAGUUCAGCAGGGGACAGCAUGUACAACGUUCCGCCAACCCCUCAUUCACGGGAAGCACGCCGAAAGAGCCUCAAAAGCGACGAUUAUUUUUCCAACGUGAAGGACUUUGCCAUCGGUACUGAGCAUCCCCUGGUCCACAGCCAGACAGGAACUCCUUAUGAGCCGCCUUACGACCCUCUAGCAACGGCUAUCGCACAGCCUGUAGCUGGACAAGGAGCUGCUCUGCUGCACGCUCUCCACCACAACUUCGGCCAUGGCAGCGACUCUAGGACAAAUAGCGGAACGGCCUCGCCCUCGGACCAGUCGACUAUGGCAGGCACAGCGUCAACUUACAGACCAUACCAGCGAUACUCACAAAGUCCCUCGAACGGCAACAACUUCCUCACCUUGACGGCCGGGCUACCCGAAGUAAAGACACUACCACCCACCCCAUAUACCGACGGCACAUCAGAUGAUCCUAUGAAAGAGUUCCGGAAGGCUCGAGGCAUCGAGGCCCUGACAGAGGAGGCUUUGCGGUCUCGCUCCGUAGAUCGUGGGCUUUUUGCAAACACAGACAAGCGUGCUCCUCCACAAGUUGGAGUGAGUACCGCCGUCGCUCCUGGCACACUCCACCGAAUACCCAGCCGUCCUCGUCCAGUUCGUUCGGUGGAUCUUGGCAGAGCCAAGCAGGGCGGCAACGGCCUAGCCUCGCCGUUAUUCUUCUCCUCACGGACCGUCACUGGUUACCAACAUGGCCAGCCGCAAUCGGACUCCAACAUUUACGAAAACCAACGAGCAAACGCCGAUAUUGAAGAACGGCCUCAGACUGCUCACAGGGUCGAAAAUAUUCGUGACGUGCCAGAAGCCAGGACCCCACCUCCUCGGAAGUACAACACGUCUACCCCUGAAUCAUUUGCGCGUGCUCAAGACGAGCAGCAUCGGAAACACAUUGGGGAAUAUCAACAUCAACUUGCCCAACAGGUCAUCAAUGAUGCUAAGUCAGAGGUUGACCCGUCAGACGUCCCCUGCCCGGUUUCUCCUGACGAUGAACUCUUCUCGGGAACACCUCCACCUCCCUCGCGUGAGGGCACGAUGGAGACUCGCCAGUCGUCGCGCUCAACAUCAGCUGCGGGCUUGGCUUCUCCGCUCACGAGCCUCAGCGACGCAACGAGCCCCAUUUCGUCAACGAACCACCCAUCCAAAGAGGAAAUGCUCGCUUUUCAAUCCGACCCGUCGUUGCCUGCACUCCUAAGUGGCUCUAGCUCUGUUUCCGCAGACUUGGACGCCGAGCCUCUAGUUGAACCUGGUGUUGUCAACACUAGGCCAGGUUACCUUGAGACGACCGAUUCGCUCACACCUCCCGCUUUUGUCAAAGAACCCAUCGCCGGUUUCCCUCUGGAGCAAUUCGAGCAGACCAGCGCGUACGGGCAACACAAUGCCGGAAUCGACGUAUUGCGCAUGACACCAAGUCCCGUUAACAGGAGUCUGGCUCCUCCGCAACGCACCCCUGAACUGCGACCGCAAGACGAUGAUGACGAUGACAGCGACAGCGAUGAGGGACUUUUGAUGGCGAAGAGUAAGAAGAAGAAGCCUAUCAACACGACGACUGAGCGAAUUCCUUACGGUGCAAGACGUCGUGACACCAAUAUAAGCAUAGCUAGUACCGAGACAGCCAAGAAGGUUGUUGUUCACGGCGAAGAGGUCAUCACAUACGCCGACUGA